Molecule: messenger RNA, 1980 nt
Organism: Bufo bufo (common toad)
Lineage: Eukaryota; Metazoa; Chordata; Amphibia; Anura; Bufonidae
Gene: CCDC77
Product: coiled-coil domain containing 77
Exons: 12
Coding region: 298-1785 (495 amino acids)
Cellular component (GO): centrosome
Source: RefSeq, a predicted model, not a curated record
UUUUCGCUACCUUCCACUGUUUUAUGUUAUGAUAUAUAAAUGCACAGCUGCCAUGUACAGUUCGCCUUCCCUAACACCCGAACUACAUUUCCCAUCGACCACCGGGCGCUUGUAAGCAAUGAAACUGCUUCAGAUUGGCUCCGGAUGAACCGGCUCUGCUAUUGGCUGUUGCUCGCACAGCGGCUUGUUUGGUUUUCAGUUGUACAGUGUGACAGAGGCGGCUGUGGACCCGCGGAGUGUGCAGCGAGCUGCGGUUCUGAUCCAGUCCGAUCCAUUUAAUUUGUGCAUAUUGCAAACAUGGCACUGUCACCACCCAGAGACCACCGAGAAAGCAGGUACCAAGCCCCCCACACUCCAGACUCCUCUGUAUCCUACAGCUUUACCCCUCAGCCAGUUGACUCCACCCCUCUGCCGCCAAUUAACGAGCGCCUGGCAUACCUGCGUCCGUCCCGCGAGCUGCUGGAGUAUUACCGCCGGAAGAUUGCAGAAUUUGAUGAAGAGCAUGAAGAUCUAGUGAAGAGGCUGGAACAGUACAAAGCUACUUAUGAAGAGCAGCACAAGCUUCAGUGGGAGAUGCGCCAACGCGAAGAGGAGAUUGCAGAGCUUCAAAGGGCGCUGAGCGAUAUGCAGGUUUACCUCUUCCAGGAACGUGAGCAUGUGUUGCGGCUGUACUCCGAAAAUGACAGGCUAAAGAUCAGAGAACUGGAGGACAGGAAAAAAAUCCAGCAACUUCUUGCCUUGGUUGGUACCGGCAGUGGAGAAAUCACUUAUUUUCAUAAGGAGCCACCAAACAAGGUCACUGUACCCCAGCGUUCCAUUCAGACAGGAGAUCCACAUGAAAGGAUAGAGCACCGUCCAUGCCGGUCAGGAACAGCUGGAAAACGACUUCAACUCAAACCAUCUGGGAAGAGUGACAGAGCCCUCGCACAAGGAAAGCCUGACGACCAAACGCUUUUGCUCCAGGUGGAGGCAUUGCAAGCCCAACUGGAGGAACAAACCCGUCUCUCCAAAGAACAAGUGGAGGCACUUUUGGAUGAUAGAAAGAUACGCAUGGAGGAGGCUCAGGUUCAGCAUCAACGAGACCAAGCCAAAAUCAAAGAGACGACUGACAAGUUAAACAAGACUCAGAAACUCCUCUAUGAGAGCACAAGAGAUUUCCUGCAGCUGAAGUUUGAGGGUCGAGCCAAUGAGAAGUCUUGGAUGGCUGAGAAGGAUCGGUUGCUACAGGAGCUUGACCGGUGUCGAGAGCAACUGGCAAAGUAUCGUGACCCAGAGCAGGAGAGAGAGCAAGAGAUUGAGAUACUGAGACUGUCACAAGCUGAGAGAGUGGCGCGCACGUCACGCAGUGAGGAAGUGAAGAAUUUAACAGAACAACUCGCACAAGCUCACCGUCUGUCUGACAUGUACCGGGAACAGUGUGUGGCCUUGGAGGACGAGCUUGGAAAGAUUCGGGAGGAAGGAGAUGUGGGGCGAGAAAUCUUUAAGGAACGUUCAGAUAAAGUGGCCAAACGGCUGCAGCUCAUGACUCAGAGAUACGAGGCUCUGGAGAAAAGGCGCAACAUGGAGGUAGAAGGCUUCAAGACAGACAUCAAGCUGCUCAGACAGAAGCUGCGGGACGUGGAGAAGCAGCUCUUUAAGGUCACCCUGAACAUCGGACCAGACCAGGAUCUCGCUAUCCUCAGUGCGGUACGGCAGGGAAACAAGCGAACCCACAAAAUUCAAGGAGAAUUGCGGAACUUGAAAGCCAAGAUCUAUGGACUAGAAAAUGAGCUGAGGGUUGGAUAAGCUGAACUUCUCUCAAGGACGCUUCAUCUUAUUUUUUUUCUUUUAAUGAACCAGGAGUGGUUUUUAUCACAGGACAAAGGUCAGAGCCCAAGGAAUUACAAGUGCGAAUUACAGUUGACCUGCAGAAGGCAAAUUGACUGCUGUGAAUGUGUGACUUUAUUUAUAAGAUAUAAUUUGGUAAAGCAAUAGUAUGUA